Messenger RNA from Blepharisma stoltei, 2655 nucleotides. The record is from the annotation of a GenBank genome assembly. NCBI's taxonomy places the organism in Eukaryota, Ciliophora, Heterotrichea, Heterotrichida, Blepharismidae.
AUGGAAAAAGUAGCCCAUAAAGGAGUUGCUCUCAGCAAUAUUGAUAAGAUCAUAACUGAUGCAUGGAAUUUAAAACCAUCUCCUCCGUCAAGCCCUCUACUUACUUCCCCAUAUAAAAUUAACAAAAAUCUGUUCAAAUUUUAAGGUAAAAUUGUUAAAUUUAUUUAUAUUAUUUUUUAUAUAAUAAUCAGUAAUUAAAGUGCUCGCUUUGCUUAAAUAAUAUAUUAUUUACACUCCCUCUAUACUAGAAUAAGCUUUACUCCCCCCCCCCCCUCCGUGAGCGAACAAAAAAAUUUUGUUCGCUCACGGAGGGGGGUUAAUUUUUUUUUUAAAAAAAAAUUUAUAUAUAAAUUUUAUAAAAAAUAUUUUUUUCGAAAUUUAAAAAAAUCCUAAUUUGCAAAAAUUGGGAAGCAAAUAUUAAUUUAAUUUGCAAAAUUUAUGUUUUAAAACGCAAUUUGUUUAAAAAUUAAACAGAAUUAGCUCUAGAUUUCAUUAUACUAAUUAUCACUUAUAUAUCAAAAUUUUUUUCCAUUAAAAUUUUUUCAAUUAAAAAAAUUUUUGUUCACUCACGGAGGUGGGUUUUGGUCAAAAAAUGGCGAUUUUUCUAAUGGUUUUGUUCGCGCUCACGGAGGGGGGGGGGGAGUUAGUAAUUUUUUUUAUUUUGUCAAGGUUAAAUUGGGAAGCUAUUUACAUAGAAAAUAUUAUUUUUCUUUAUAAAAAUUCCUCCUUGUUUACCCAAAAAAUUGAAAUAUUUUGUUUCAAUAGCGAGAAAUUAGUACAAAGUCGCAAUCGUAUAUUCGAAUAUAUACCGCAAGCUCCAGAUCAAUGAGAAAAGAUAUCAGUGAAUCUGAAAAGUUUACCCAGGCUACACUCUUAACAGGUAGAAUUCGCAAAAAUACAUUUAGCAUCAAAGAAUUCCAAAAGCAAGAAAAAAAUCCUCACGAGCGUAUUCUCUUAGAGCACAAAUAUUCAGAAACUCAAAGAAAUCUUUUUCAAGCAAAAAGUGACAUGCUAGAUAUAAAGCGAGACAUUUCUACUUAUGAAUACGAAUUCUGCAAUAAAGCAUCAGUAGGAUUAAAGCUCAUCAAAAUAAGCAACGCUACAUCUGGCUUGCCAAGUGUUAUAGAAAACCUCCAAAAUUUUCACUCUGAAACAUCAAGCUAUUUAGAUUUAUUAAAAGUAAAAUUUUCUCAAAUUCAUCAAUUAUAGCUGCCGAAUUCAACUUGAUCCGAGAGAAUCUAGAAAUUUAUGGUAUUUAAAAUUAAUUUGAGAUACUUUUCUUUUUUAUGCAGAUCUUCAAUAUCCUUUUGGUUUCGCAAGCAGCUCGAUCUGCUAAGACUUUUUGCUCCUAUCUUGGGCUAUAAGGGUGAAUGCGCUAUAUCGAGCAUUUCUCCUCAAAAAAUUACUAAAGACUAUACAAAAGAGAACAUGAAUAUCAGAAUCACUAAUAAUUACCAUAAGCUUUUUUUAGCUUAUCAAGGCUUUAUAAACCUAUCAAGCAUUCGAUGUGGUAUUCAAAUAUUAACAAAUUCUUUGUAUACAUCAGUGACUGCUAUUGCUUUGCUCCCAUCAGGGCAGUCAUUAAGGACGGUAAUAGAUAAAAAAUUGAUUGUAUCAAGAGUUUCGAAGUUAAAGAAAGUUAUAUUAACUAAUAUAACACCUAAGCUGUUUUUAUCAUGCAGCAGAGAUGAAUUGUUUUUAAAUUGGAAUGAAGAUUAUGGCAGCUCAUUUUUUACAAUUAUUACUAACGUCAAAGGAUAUCCUAAAACAGUUACAUUGAUGCUUAAUCCACAUCCUAUUGAAAAUUUAAGAAAAUUAGCACUCUCUUUGACCGAACAAUUUUUAUUGGUCAAAAUACACUCUUUAUUGCGCCUCAAAUCUAGCUGCCUAUCUUUUAAAAUAAGAAUACUAUAGAUAUUACAGUAUAUCACUCUUAAUAUAUUCUAAUGUGAUUUCUCGCAUAUUGCAAUUAUAUUGUAUGCUCUAUCUCUCAUGUAAAAUAUUUUUACACGAAAAAAAUUUUUAAUAUAAAAUUUUUCAAUAAAUAAAUAAUUUAUGAGCCCAGAUCUUUGACCGAAUUGAGUUAUUUACCAAGGAUAGAAGUGGAGAGUUAGAGAAAAUGCCAAGAAAGGGUUUGAUGUAGUUUAUGGAGAAAGUGAGGUUCACGUUAGCUACUCCCGAAUACAGUCCAAACCGUUAGGUCUUUCUACAUUAAACGAAAUAAAGCAAAAACUUUUCAAGCACCUUUAUUAUGACAUAAAAGCAGAACAUUUACAAUGGAUCGACCAUAUUACCGAUAUUUUUGACAAGAAAGAAAAAAAUUCUUUAUUCAUGGAUUUAGACUACAUAUAUGAAGUCCUAGGUAUCAAGCUUUUCCACUUUAAUUCCUAUUUCAUGUACGAACUCGGCGAAACUGAUUAUAAAAUAGAAAUCUGGGUCUACAAAGAGCACGCAAUGCUAAAAAUUUUCAAAAAUUUGCAGCUGGUAGGCCAAGCUGAAUCUGGGUCCUCCAAUUACAAAUUCGUCACAAGCCUACAAAUCCUCGAUAUCAUUUCCAGCCCAGUUACGCUAUCAAAAUCCCUUGAAUUUCGCCAAUAUCUAAAACAUCUUGAAGAAGAAAUAAGCAGAAAUGAGCAGGCUCCAAAGCUAAUAUAA